Apodemus sylvaticus (European woodmouse) is the source of this 942-nucleotide messenger RNA. It is a transcript of the gene Sdr9c7, whose product is annotated as short chain dehydrogenase/reductase family 9C member 7. The transcript is spliced from 4 exons. Gene Ontology annotation, molecular function: oxidoreductase activity. Bases 1 to 942 code for a protein of 313 amino acids. NCBI's taxonomy places the organism in Eukaryota, Metazoa, Chordata, Mammalia, Rodentia, Muridae. The record is from RefSeq and is a predicted model, not a curated record.
AUGGCGGCCCUCACAGACUUUGCUUUUAUGUACCGCUGGUUCAAAAAUUGCAAUCUGGUUAAAAACCUCUCUGAGAAGUACGUCUUCAUCACUGGCUGUGACUCCGGCUUUGGGAACCUGUUGGCCAGACAACUGGUUGAUAGGGGCAUGAAAGUGCUCGCUGCCUGCCUUACUGAGGAGGGGGCUCAGAAACUCCUGCAGGACACCUCCUACCAGCUGCAGGUCUUCCUCCUGGAUGUCACCAAGUCGGAGAGCAUCAAGGCAGCAGCCCAGUGGGUGAGGGACCAAGUGGGCGAGCAAGGCCUCUGGGCUCUGGUGAACAACGCUGGAGUAGGCCUGCCCAGUGGUCCCAACGAAUGGUUGACCAAGGAAGACUUUGUGAAAGUCAUCAACAUAAACCUGGUGGGGCUGAUUGAUGUCACCCUGAACAUGCUGCCGAUGAUCAAGAAAGCCCGGGGCAGGGUGGUCAACAUGUCCAGCUCCGGUGGCCGUGUGGCUAUCAUUGGUGGCGGUUACUGUGUCUCCAAGUUUGGCGUUGAAGCCUUCUCUGAUAGCAUCAGGCGUGAACUUCAUUUCUUCGGGGUGAAGGUCAGUAUCAUCGAGCCAGGGAACUACAAGACGUCCAUUCUGGGCCAAGAAGCUCUGGAGACGCGCAUGAAGAAGCUGUGGGAUCGGCUACCGCAGGAGACUCGGGAUAGCUACGGAGAGGAGUAUUAUCAAACCUAUACUGAAAGGUUGGUUAACUUGAUGCACACAGCAGAGCCAAGAAUCAGCGAUGUCACCAACAGCAUGGAGCACGCCAUUGUCUCCCGGAGCCCCCGCAUCCGCUACAACCCUGGCCUGGAUGUCAAACUUCUCUAUAUCCCCCUGGCCAAGCUGCCCACCCCUGUGACAGAUUUCAUCCUUAGCAGAUACUUGCCCAGGCCAGCAGACAGCGUUUGA